This is a messenger RNA of Cajanus cajan (pigeon pea), 1132 nucleotides long. Its product is annotated as large ribosomal subunit protein eL8y. Gene Ontology annotation, cellular component: ribonucleoprotein complex. Lineage: Eukaryota; Viridiplantae; Streptophyta; Magnoliopsida; Fabales; Fabaceae. Gene Ontology annotation, biological process: ribosome biogenesis. The record is from RefSeq and is a predicted model, not a curated record. Gene Ontology annotation, molecular function: RNA binding.
CGGGCUUGAGGGUUCUUGCAAGGCCCAUUGCACAUAUAUAUUAUACAACCCUAGUUAGGGUUUUAUUGAGAGUCAGUUUUGCUCCCGUCGCCACACACCAGAAGCUGCAGCAAUGGCUCCCAAACGAGGUGGAAAGGCUCCAGUUCUAGCUUCAAAGAAGAAGCCUGAGAAGGUUACGAAUCCGCUGUUCGAGAAGCGCCCGAAGCAGUUCGGGAUCGGAGGUGCGUUGCCUCCGAAGAGAGACCUGACUCGGUUCGUGAAGUGGCCGAAGACCGUUCAGAUUCAGAGGAAGAAGAGGAUUCUCAAGCAGAGGCUGAAGGUUCCCCCAGCUUUGAACCAAUUUACCAAGACUCUUGACAAAAACCUAGCAACCAGCCUGUUCAAGAUACUUUUGAAGUACCGGCCAGAGGACAAAGCAGAAAAGAAGGAGAGGCUCUUGAAAAGGGCUCAGGCUGAGGCUGAAGGCAAAACUGUUGAAGCUAAGAAGCCUAUUGUUGUGAAGUAUGGUCUCAACCAUGUUACCUACCUUAUUGAGCAGAACAAAGCACAGCUGGUUGUGAUUGCUCAUGACGUAGAUCCAAUUGAAUUGGUUGUCUGGCUUCCUGCUUUGUGCAGAAAGAUGGAAAUUCCAUACUGCAUUGUGAAGGGAAAGGCACGCUUGGGAACGGUUGUCCAUAAGAAAACUGCAUCUGUUUUGUGCCUGACAACUGUUAAGAAUGAAGAUAAAUUGGAGUUCAGCAGAGUGUUGGAGGCUAUCAAGGCUAACUUCAAUGACAAAUAUGACGAGUACAGGAAGAAGUGGGGUGGUGGAAUCAUGGGAUCCAAAUCCCAAGCCAAAACCCGGGCAAAGGAGAAGCUUCUUGCCAAGGAAGCUGCUCAGAGGAUGUCUUAGGAGGAGUUUCUUACAUUUUGUUGCUUUGCGAAUGCUCUUUUGUGUGUUUUGUUUAUUUGUGUUACUUUAUUUUACUUAUUGUCUCCAUAAAAACAUUUGUUAUUCACAUGAGCUAGAGUAUUUCAUUAUGAUCUUCUGCCGAUUGCCCCAAUCCUUAUCCCUUGAAUACUUUUCAUUUUGUUUCGAGUACUUCAUGAAGGAACUGCAUUAGGAUGUAAUUGCAUUGCAUCCAAUUUUUUA